Phaeoacremonium minimum UCRPA7 is the source of this 1368-nucleotide messenger RNA. Its product is annotated as putative atp-dependent rrna helicase spb-4 protein. NCBI's taxonomy places the organism in Eukaryota, Fungi, Ascomycota, Sordariomycetes, Togniniales, Togniniaceae. The coding region runs from base 1 to 1368 and encodes 455 amino acids. The transcript has 3 exons. Gene Ontology annotation, molecular function: nucleic acid binding; RNA helicase activity; ATP binding. Gene Ontology annotation, cellular component: nucleolus. The record is from RefSeq and is a predicted model, not a curated record.
AUGCCUCCGGAGAAUGCGCCCAAGAAGAAGGACCUUCGGGCCUGGGACGCCCUCACCCCUCCACUCUCCGACUUCAUCCUCGACGCCGUUCAGUCUAUGGGCUUCUCGCGAAUGACACCGGUACAAGCCGCAGUAUUGCCCUUGUUUCGCAAGAACAGUGAUGUGGUGGUCGAAGCCGUUACCGGUAGCGGAAAGACGUUGGCAUUCCUUCUGCCAAUAUUGGAGAGAAUCCUUCGAUCAGAGGAAUCGCUGAAGAAACACUAUGUCACCGGCAUCAUCGUCAGUCCUACGAGGGAGUUGGCAAUUCAGAUCCACAAUGUACUGCUCUCGAUCCUCGCAUUCCAUCCUGCCUCGGCCGAGAUUCUUCUCUGUCUGAAGACCGAAGAAAAGCGACCUACCACGACCGAGCCUGUUAUCGUCCCGCAGCUUGUCGUCGGUGGCUCAACGAAGCCGCAAGCAGAUCUCGCCUUCUUCGUGAGGCACUCCCCGAACCUUAUUGUUGCAACACCUGGCCGAUUGGCCGAGCUGCUAGCAUCUCCACACGUUCAUACCUCUUCCCUAGAAGUCUUGGUCCUCGACGAAGCCGACCGACUCCUCGAUUUGGGUUUCAAGGGCGAUUUACAGAGGAUACUGGGCUAUCUUCCCAAACAAAGAAGGACAGGCCUAUUUUCGGCAAGCAUGUCCGAAGCAGUGAAUGAGUUGAUCAGAGUGGGAUUACGGAACCCGCAACGUGUAGCAGUUACGGUCAAGAGUCUGAAAGAUGGCGGCGUCGUAGAAGAGAGGAAAACUCCUGCGAGUUUACAAAUGACAUAUGUGAUCACGCCUGCGAGCAAGAAGUUCCCGACUCUGAUGCAGCUAUUGACAAACCUGGAACCAAGACCGUCAAAAAGCAUCGUGUUUUUGAGAGUCACCGACCUCGAUUGGGUGGACCUCGCAGCUGGCUUUGGGCUCCUUCAACUGCCAAAGAUGCCAGAGCUCAAAGGCCUGGAUAUAGACCGGGCUCUUGGCCUCGGCAUCGAUGUUGAGGCCAUCACGUUCAAGGACAAGUCUAAGGAGAAGAAACGGCAGGCCGAGAUAGCUGAGAGGGAGGCCAAUAAGGAUGACAUAGAUGCUGCUGCAGCACAGCGUGCCCAGAAGAGGAGGAAGAACGAGGCCUGGAGCGAAAAGCACGAGAGGGCAGAGACGAGAGUCGCGAGAAGAGAGAAGAAGCAGCGGAAGAGGGAGGCAGCUAGACUUGCAAGCAUGACGGAUGUUGAGAAGGAGGAACAGAAGAAGCUUGACAAGAUGAUUGAAGAGAUCAGGCAACAUAAUGAGCAGCAGAAAGCAGGGGCGGCCGAAGACGACUCAUUUGAGGGCUUUGGGAAUUAG